This is a messenger RNA of Salvelinus namaycush (lake trout), 5319 nucleotides long. RefSeq names its product DEAD-box helicase 3 X-linked a (gene ddx3xa). The transcript is spliced from 19 exons. Bases 258 to 2447 code for a protein of 729 amino acids. Gene Ontology annotation, cellular component: P granule; nucleus. Lineage: Eukaryota; Metazoa; Chordata; Actinopteri; Salmoniformes; Salmonidae. Gene Ontology annotation, biological process: cell differentiation; gamete generation. Gene Ontology annotation, molecular function: RNA helicase activity; RNA binding; ATP binding. The record is from RefSeq and is a predicted model, not a curated record.
UCCACCACGGAGAAGCCAGUGGAAGGUUACUGUUACAGCUCGAGUGGAUACUUUAAUUUGCAACCACAUAAAAACUGACAGAAAGGAACAUUUAUUUACACAAUACACUUGUUUUAUUGACUGAAAGGACAUAAAGUUAGCAACAUAUUACGGACUGGAAUCUAGGAAGAAUUUUGUGAUCUUCAAAGAAACUAGCUAGUGUGCUAACAAAGAAAAUACUUUCCCUUGACAAAUAAUCCUCUUUAUUCUCUUUAGUUAUGAGUCAUGUGGUCGUCGAUAAUCAACACGGUCUAGAUCAGCAGCUUGCUGGCCUAGACUUGAACUCUGACGGACAGGGAGGAGGCACAGGCAGGCGUUACAUUCCACCUCACUUGAGGAACAAAGAAGUCUCCAAAAACGAAAAUGCUUAUUCCUCUGGUAGACAGUACGGUUAUUCAGUGCCACCUCCAGUGAACUCCUACUCUCCAGGAGGAUGGGAUGGUGGACGCAGCAACGGCUUUGCCAAUGGUUACCAUGACAACCGCAAUACGGGCUCCGGGGGACGCGGCGGGCCUCCCCGAAAUGACAGAGGUGGGCGUGGCAGCUACCGCGGUAACAGCAUGGGUGGCGCCUCGUUUAAUCAGCCAAUGCACAUCGCAGGGUUUAGUGGUGGACAGGAUGGUGGAGGCUGGGGAGGUACUCCCAGACAAGACGCGGCCUAUAACAGCUUUGGCGGGAGGGGCAAGGCUUCUUUCUACAACGACCGUGGAUCAUCAGGGGGUAGAGGUUAUCAGCGUGGAGGUUAUGGCGGUGGAGGCAACAACCGCUGGCAGGAAGACUCCAGGGACGAUGAGGACUGGUCCAAACCCAGCCCCGCCAACGAACGCUUGGAAGCGGAGCUGUUCUCAAGCGGCAACACAGGUAUUAACUUUGAGAAAUACGACGACAUUCCUGUGGAGGCCACUGGAUCCAACUGCCCGCCACACAUUGAUAGUUUCCAUGAUGUGGACAUGGGUGAGAUCAUCAUGAGCAACAUUGCCCUGACCCACUACACGCGGCCCACCCCUGUCCAGAAAUACGCUAUCCCGGUCAUCAAGUCCAAGAGAGACCUCAUGGCUUGUGCUCAGACUGGCUCGGGUAAGACUGCAGCCUUCCUGGUGCCAGUGCUGAGCCAGAUCUACACACAGGGGCCUGGAGACGCUGCAGCGGCUGGCAAGAACGGACAGGACAGCGGUAAAUAUGGGCGCCGUAAGCAGUAUCCUCUCUCCCUGGUCCUGGCUCCCACCAGAGAACUGGCCCUGCAGAUCUACGAAGAGUCCAGAAAGUUUGCGUACCGCUCCCGGGUGCGUCCCUGUGUGGUGUACGGGGGGGCUGACAUCGGCCAGCAGAUCAGAGACCUGGAGCGAGGCUGCCACCUUCUGGUGGCCACACCCGGGCGCCUGGUGGAUAUGAUGGAAAGGGGCAAGAUUGGCCUCGACUACUGCAACUACCUGGUGCUGGACGAGGCUGACAGGAUGUUGGACAUGGGUUUUGAGCCCCAGAUCAGACGCAUCGUGGAGCAGGACACCAUGCCCCCUAAAGGCAUCCGUCAGACCAUGAUGUUCAGUGCUACCUUCCCCAAGGAGAUCCAGAUGCUGGCGCGUGAUUUCCUGGAGGACUAUAUCUUCCUGGCCGUGGGCCGUGUGGGGUCCACCUCAGAAAACAUCACCCAGAAAGUAGUGUGGGUGGAGGAUGGUGACAAGAGAUCCUUCCUCCUGGACCUGCUCAACGCUACAGGUAAGGAGUCUCUGACGUUGGUGUUUGUGGAGACCAAGAAGGGAGCGGACGCCCUGGAGGACUUCCUGUAUCGUGAGGGCUACGCCUGUACCAGUAUCCACGGUGAUCGCUCCCAGAGAGACCGAGAAGAGGCGCUGAACCAGUUCCGCUCUGGCCGCUGCCCCAUCCUGGUGGCCACCGCGGUGGCUGCACGGGGUCUGGACAUCUCUAACGUCAAGCACGUCAUCAACUUUGACCUGCCCAGCGACAUAGAGGAGUAUGUCCACCGUAUCGGUCGUACAGGCCGCGUGGGGAACCUGGGUCUGGCCACGUCGUUCUUCAACGACAAGAACAGCAACAUCACCAAAGACCUGCUGGACAUCCUGGUGGAGGCUAAGCAGGAGGUACCGUCCUGGCUGGAGAGCCUGGGUUAUGAGAACCAGCACAAGGGCAACACAGGACGCGGACGCUCCAAGAGGUUCUCCUCUAGUGGAUUUGGUGCCAGGGACUACCGUCAGACACCCGGUGGUGGCGGCUUUGGCGGUGGUGGUGGGCGCGGUGGCCCACGCACCGGGGGUUACGGAGGCGGCGGAAGCCGUGGCGGCUUUGGUGGAGGUGGCUUUGGAGGCGGGAACUCCUAUGGCGGCAACGAUGCAGGCUACGGUGGCAACUACAGCCACUCCGGUAGUGGAACAGACUGGUGGGGCAACUAGUCAUAGAAACCCGGUUGCCACGUCAACCAAACCGAUCCCCUCACAGAAACCACAUGUUGACUACGCCAGACUAAAAUACCCCCGCUCACUCAACCCUGUGUAGUUUUCACUGACACACAGUACAUUACACACAUUGCGAUUCUCUGCCCCUUCGCUUUUCUCACAUGGAGAACGACGCAACGCGAAGAUAUAACCAGCGUGAUGCCAAUCCACUGGAGAAGAGCAGAGAUUUGCACACUUAAGAUUAAGAGUGCGCAUGUAAGGAUGCUGACAUGUAUGGUCUGAUAUAGCAACUCUAGACUUUCGUUGUUCAAAACAGCACAUCCUUUUUUCUUUGUAUAAACAAAAAUAAGAAACUAAAAGAAUAACCUGAGGAUCAUUUGUAUGUUAAUGUACUGUGCCUUUUGAAUUUAGACAGGACUAAUUCUGUUGUCAUUUCACCAAAUGAAUGUGGCCAAGAGCUCUAAAUUGUAUUUUAUUUUUUGGGUGAAAAAAGAAACAUAGAAAAAAAACAAGCUUGUACUUAAUCAAACCUUGGCAAACACUGGGGGCAUUGUGGCUCGCUCGAGUCAUGAAUCCAUUUGAACCUUUCAAAAUUGUCGCAGGGUCAUCAUGUAGCCUUUUAUCGAGUUCAAACAGCUAACUUCACUGUAGCGUCCGACCUCACUGGGCCAUACUCCUAGUUUGGCUAAUAACUGUAUUCUAAUCUUUAAGGGACGAAGAGUUCGAUUACUUUUUAAUUUUUUCGCUCACUCUAUCCUGGAUAGGCUCCUAAGGAUACGGUAGUCUUUCCAAUAGCCAUUCCAGUUGUGAUCUCUUAACACGGAAAGUCGUUAAAAUCAGUGCUAACAAACACACACUAGGGUUUAAUUCAAACACUCAAUGAAUUGACUUGACAGUGUUAUGGCAGCUAGUAAGUUACCUACCACUAGCUACAUUAACUGGGCAGUGUUUUUUGGUUUGUUUACAUUUGAAGAGCGGGCGCAUGCGCGUGGUAUUGUAAAACUGGCGUUUUUUUGAGUGAAAUGUUUCUUCUGCAAACAUGUAUCAAAACAAAAAAUGCCCGCCAUCUUGGAAGUGAAGUUCAAAAUGGCUGCACAAGGACCACAGCGUCGGGGGGGGCGGGGGGGAACGAUAGCGUCGGAGGCACGGUGUGGUGCAGCGUUAACAUUAAACAGUCUUACCGUUGACCGCUGAGCCGGUAUUCUACGCAUGCUAGUGUUUUGUUUUUUGGUCAAGGAGAUAUAAGACAAAUGAACCGAGUCGCAGGCUUAACUUAAUUACAAACAUUUUCUCUUUUCAAGCUGUGUUGGAGGGGCAUGUUUCAUCUAUCAGAGACGAGCAGUAGGAGGUCCAUCACUAAGGGUUAACCAGUCAGAAAGCAAGGGACUGGAGAGCAGAACAGUUGUCGCCGGGGUUAUGGGGUGAAGGUCAAGGGUUAUCAGUGCACCGCCAUUGCUUUGGUUUCCAUUGCUCCUUGCUGUGAAGGUGGCCAAAGACUGGGGACUGUUGUCCCCUUCCUUAUGGUACAUGCGUACUGUCAACUCUGGGAGGUAGUCAGCUUUAGAUGUGUAUGAAGCUCUGGUUCUGACCGGCCAGACAAGGCUUUCCCCUCAAAGAGCAGCAGCCAACGAGAGGAGGAGAGAUGGGGCAUUGGAGUAUCUCUAAGUGCACUACGUUUCUUAAGUGUAUUGUGCCUUUUGAAAACUUUUUAAAUGUAUUCACUUUAAAAGCGGAUGCACUGACAGUGAGAACUUGGAUUGAAAGGUGCUACUUGAGUUUUGGUGUGUAGGCCCUUGUUUGUUGUCGUGCCCAUCAAGUUUUACAAAAGUUAUUUUAUUGCACAUCUAGAGUUUUAUAUAAAUGUCUUGAAUACAUGUCCUUAAGCUUCCAAAUAUUGUGUGUGAGGAGAUUGUGGGAAAAACGCAGCUUGUUUACAAAGGGGAAGGGUUCUCAACAUUUAAACAGGAUUUAUUUGGGACCAGGGGAUUUAGCAGUUGGGAAUUUAGCCAUUUGCACACAGAUUUCUAGAUUCUACUUUUGCUGCUAGUUUUGUGUAAUUUAUUAAGCAUUUCUGAGAGAUAUUUAUUUUUGUAAGCCUCAAAGUGAUUCUUUGAAAGUUACAAGAAACUUGACCAAAAGACGGUAACAAAAACACUGGCACUUGAAUGUUGAAUGUCACCUGUAUGCGUGAAAAAAAUUAUAUAUUUCGGGGUAGUGUGAGCUUUUUAAUGUUUAAGACAUAUUGGACUCGGUCAAAAAUAAUAUCCACAGACGUCAGGGCCUGAGGCCUUGAAACAUCUCUAAAUAUUAUAUAGUCAAAUUGGCCUUCAAAAAGAGAAAUGGAAUUAAUCAAACAUGCCAAGGUUUGGAAUUAAAGUUGUUAAAAGAGCAAAAUCUAAUUUUCCUAAAUCUUAUCGGUGCAGAACUGUUCGGGAUUCUCAAAUUGUGUGCAUUGUUUAUAAUAACUCUUUAUUCUAAUUUGACCUGAUUUAUAUAUUUUUUAAAUCCAGUGAAUGUCUGGCACAUGACAAUCUUAAAAAACAAUGUGGUUUAUUCUCUAUUGUUGCAUUUGCAUAUGGCACCUCUGGGGAUUGUUCCCUCAGAGUAUUGAGCAGGUCUCAGCUGCAGUAGUGUUACCCACAGUAGCAGCACAUUAACUGCUAGCCUGACCACAGGAAGAAUAGGCUACAAGCACCACUUGCUCAGUGCCCUGAGGAAGAACAACCCAGAGCUCUUUAGACUUAGACUUUGCUUUCUGUACUAGCUUAGAGGCUAAUGCACAGCAUGGGAAAAAACUCAGCUGUGUGAUUAUUGUAUGAUUUUACCUAAAUAAAGUUUGAAUGCAAAAGUACCGUAUUAUAAAAUUCAA